Exophiala bonariae is the source of this 519-nucleotide messenger RNA. RefSeq lists its product as uncharacterized. The coding region runs from base 1 to 519 and encodes 172 amino acids. Gene Ontology annotation, molecular function: transmembrane protein transporter activity. The transcript is spliced from 3 exons. Gene Ontology annotation, biological process: protein targeting; intracellular protein transport; tRNA import into mitochondrion. The record is from RefSeq and is a predicted model, not a curated record. Lineage: Eukaryota; Fungi; Ascomycota; Eurotiomycetes; Chaetothyriales; Herpotrichiellaceae. Gene Ontology annotation, cellular component: mitochondrial outer membrane translocase complex; mitochondrial outer membrane.
AUGGUUCAGACAUCCACAGUUAUCACGAUAUCUGUCGGGACGGUGAUCACCGGCGCCCUUGCAUAUGCUGUAUACUUUGACUACAAACGAAGAAAUGACCCUGAAUUCCGAAAAGCCCUAAAACGAGAGUCGCGCCGUCAAGCCAAAAUAGCCAAGGAAGAAGCAGAGAUUCAAGGAAAGCAGCAAAGGGAAGAAAUCAAGGCAGCUGUUCAAGAAGCCAUCGAAGAAGGAUUUCCCACCGACGUCGAGGAGAGAGAAGCAUUCUUUAUGCAACAAAUAGCUCAGGGUGAAGCCCUAGCAGGUGACGGAUCGGACCCAGUCGCUGCUGCUCUGUGUUUCUACAAGGGCCUCAAGGUCUACCCCGAACCCUCCUCGUUGAUCGGCAUCUACGAUAGUACCGUACCUAAAGAAAUCCUCGAGAUCCUCGCAUUGAUGGUUGCUCAAGAUAAGAGCUUAAAGGUGGGUUCAUUUGGAGCUGGACGGGACGGAUCACCUUCGGACGGACCUGGUGUCGAGUAG